AUGCCACACAAGGAGCGCCGUCGCUCCAGCAGCUCGCUGGUCGGUCUGCGGCGGCCGAGCACCCAGCACAGCUCCGACGUGUCCGAACUUAAUCUAUUGAAAGAGGAGACGCACACAGGAGAUCACUUUCUGACGCCGGCGCAGUUGGAGGUCGUAUACCGCACCAACAUCACCAACGGCCUCACCGAAAGCCUCGCCGCCGAGCUACUUGAGCACAACGGACCCAAUGAGCUCAAAGAGCUGCGCGGUACUAGCUACGGAAAAAUAUUCCGACGCAACCUCUUCGGCUGGUUCCAGUGCGUGCUUUGGUGCGGUGCCAUACUUAACUUCAUAGGUUACCUCUUCUCCGACAUGGUGGACUCUGGACACGGGGGCGGUCACACUGGCAAGGACUACUUGUACUUAGGAUGCGUCAUAACAGCCACUAUUCUUGGCACCGGCUUCUUCGGCUUCUAUCAAGAAGCCAAAAACAUUGCAGUUAUGAGCGGCUUCGAGAAAAUGGUGCCGGUGGACGCGAUCGUGAUUCGAGAAGGAUUAAAGAAAAAAAUACCAAUAAAUGGAAUCGUCGUGGGCGAUAUACUGGAGCUGAAGAGCGGAGAGAUUGUCCCAGCUGACAUCAGAAUACUGGAAUCCAAUAAUUUUAAAACGGACAUGUCUUCUUUAACCGGUGAGUCGAAGCCGGUAAAGCACACUCCGAAGUGUACGAACAAAAACCCUCUGGAAUCCAAAAACAUGGCCUAUUUCGGGUGUACCAUCGUGGAGGGCACGGCGAAGGCGGUAGUGGUGGCAACCGGAGAGUUGACUCAGAUAGGCAAGAUCGCCGGCCUCGUCACCGGCCUCGAGAAGGACGAAACGCCCAUUGCUAAGGAAAUAACUCAUUUUAUAAAACUCGUUUGUGGAGUGGCCUUCACAUUUGGAUUUUUAUUUUUUAUAAUGGUUUAUUUUGUACAAAACAGUUGGCUCUCGGCUCUACAGUAUAUGCUCGGAAUUAUCUUAGCGAACGUACCUGAAGGGCUAAUAGUAACAUUAACCGUGUGCAUGACACUGUCGGCUAAACAAUUGAAAAAGAAAAAUUGUCUCGCGAAAACUUUGCAAGCUGUCGAGACUUUGGGGUCGACGUCCUGCAUAUGCUCGGAUAAAACGGGUACGUUAACAGAAAAUCGAAUGAGCGUUACGCAUCUCUUUUGUAAUUUCGCCAUAUACGACAAGGAAGAUCACACGCACGUGUCUGAUUCGACGUACGCCGAGCUGUGCCUGGCGGCGUCGCUCAAUUUGAAAGCUGAGUUUGCGCACGACAGCUUGAAAUACCCCGUCAAGCAAAGGAAAAUUAUUGGCGACGCAUCAGAGUCGGCGAUACUGCGGUACAUGGAAAUCAAUCGGUCCGCGACGCAAACUCGGGAAAUGAAUCCGAAAGAAGCGGAGAUACCUUUCAGUUCGGCUUACAAAUAUCAGGUCACCAUCCACCGAAUGCAGGCCACCCAAAGUUAUUACCUGAUUAUGAAAGGUGCUCCCGAGAUCAUUCUCGAACAUUGUAUUAACGUGUUAACCGACGACGGAAUCAUUCCGAUCACGCCGGAAAUAAAGAAGGAACUACAAUCUUACUUUAUUAAAAUGGCGAACAUGGGCGAGCGCGUGAUAGGCUACUGCGAUUAUAAACUCCCGAUAGAAACUUAUCCCCUGGGAUAUGCAUUCGACGCUCAAAAUCGUAAUUUUCCAAUCGAUGAUUUAAAUUUCAUCGGCGCUAUAUCGAUGAUAGAUCCUCCUCGAAAAAAUAUCGACAAGUCUAUAGCUCUAUGCAAACAGGCGGGUAUUAGAGUCCUGAUGGUGACGGGCGACCAUCCCGUCACUGCACUGUCGAUAUCCCGCCAGUGCGGUACGAUAACGCAACCCACGGCAUACGAUUAUGCUUUCGAGCAUCACAUAGACUUAGCCGAUGUUCCGUUACACAUAAAAAACCAAUUCAAAGCCGUCAUCAUCACUGGCGACGAGCUCAGGACGAUGAGUGUCAACGAUUUGAAGAUGGCGGCGAAUAAAUAUGAGGAAAUAACAUUCGCCCGCACCAGUCCGCAACAAAAACUUUUCAUUGUGGAAACGCUGCAGUCCUUGAAACACGUGGUUGCAGUAACGGGAGAUGGCGUCAACGAUUCCCCCGCCUUGAAGAAAGCCGAUAUCGGCAUCGCUAUGGGAAUAACCGGCACCGAGGUGUCCAAGCAGGCCGCCGAUAUGAUUCUUUUAGAUGACAAUUUUGCUUCCAUCGUGCUUGGUAUAGAGGAAGGUAGACGCAUAUUCGAUAAUCUCAAGAAAACUAUAGCCUACACUCUAACUUCUAACACUCCCGAGAUGUUGCCUUUCGUUCUGUACGCACUCUUGGGCAUGCCUCUGCCUAUUACUUUGAUUUUAAUUCUAGUCAUCAAUGUGGGCACGGACUUGUUGCCGGCGAUGAGUCUGGCGUACGAGACGUCGGAGGAGGACAUAAUGUCGAUACCUCCGCGAAAGCCAACGGAUCGUCUCGUUAAUAAAGUAUUGAUUUACAUGGCGUAUUUUCAAGUCGGUUUGAUUCAGUUCUUUGCUGGAAUGUACGCGUACUUUACGGUCUUCGCGUCCAGCGGGUUCUUUCCUUCAACGUUGAUGUUUGUGCGCAAAGAAUGGGAGACGCCGACGCACACGUUCCUUGACACUCUGGGUCGGCCGUGGUAUUACCAUGACAGGAAGCACGUCGAGAGGCAGGCGCAGACCGCCUACUUUGUCGCAGUUUGCUGGACCCAGAUAUCUGACGUCAUCAUUUGUAAAACGAGACGCAUCUCAUUAAUCAAAAAGGGUAUGCGCAAUCAUGUUUUGAACAUUAGUAUUGUUGUUAAUUUAUUCGCUGCACUUUUGGUGACUUAUUUUCCUUUGUGUCAUGAAGUUUUCAAUACGGAAUCACUGUUGUGGUAUCAUUUCUUCUUGGCGAUACCGUUCAUGGUGCUUAUGAUAGUAGGCGAUGAACUCAGGCGAUAUAUUAUCCGGAAUAAUAUCUCUAAAUGGGUAGAGGAAGAAACCUAUUACUAA
Messenger RNA from Papilio machaon (common yellow swallowtail), 3048 nucleotides. RefSeq names its product sodium/potassium-transporting ATPase subunit alpha-B. Gene Ontology annotation, molecular function: ATP binding; ATP hydrolysis activity; P-type sodium:potassium-exchanging transporter activity. The transcript has a single exon. Gene Ontology annotation, biological process: proton transmembrane transport; potassium ion import across plasma membrane; sodium ion export across plasma membrane. Lineage: Eukaryota; Metazoa; Arthropoda; Insecta; Lepidoptera; Papilionidae. The record is from RefSeq and is a predicted model, not a curated record. Gene Ontology annotation, cellular component: membrane. Bases 1 to 3048 code for a protein of 1015 amino acids.